GAGGUGGCCGCCAUCCAACUCGCCUGCUCCAUUCCGCUUGUGUCCGACCCUCGCAAAACAACAUGACAGAGCUCCUCGCCUAAAUAUAACCUCGCCUUCGACGCCACGCCGUGAACGAAUCUUUCCAGCCGAGACGCCCGGAGACCACCACCGCAAACGGGAGGUGGAGGGGGAGCUGAGUUAACAAUGACCAACGAGGAGCCUUUGCCCAAAAAGGUUCGCCUCAGUGAAUCUGAUAUGAAAACCUUGACCCGAGAGGAGCUGUGCACACGGUGGAAACAGCACGAGUCGUAUGUGCAGGUCCUGGAGGCCAAAUAUGCUGAGCUUUGUUCCAAUGAUGUACCAGGCCUGAAGGAAUCCGAGGAGAAACUCAAGCAGCAGCAGCAGGACUCUGCCCGCAGGGAGAACAUCUUGGUCAUGCGGCUUGCCACCAAGGAGCAGGAGUGCACAACGCACAUCCAGUACCUGAAGCAAGCCCAGCAGCCCAGCGCGGCCCAACUGCGCUCAUCCAUGGUGGACCCGGCCAUCAACUUGUUUUUCCUCAAAAUGAAGACUGAACUGGAACAGACUAAAGACAAACUGGAGCAGGCCCAAAAUGAACUGAGUGCCUGGAAAUUUACACCUGAUAGCCAGACGGGCAAGAAGCUGAUGGCCAAGUGUCGGAUGCUGAUCCAGGAAAACCAGGAGCUGGGGAAGCAGCAGUCGCAGGGGCGCAUCGCCCAGCUGGAGGCCGAGCUGGCGCUGCAGAAGAAGUACAGCGAGGAACUGAAGAGCAGCCAAGAUGAGCUGAAUGACUUCAUCAUCCAGCUGGAUGAGGAGGUGGAAGGCAUGCAGAGCACCAUCCUUGUGCUUCAGCAGCAACUCAAGGACACCCGGCAGCAGCUCACCCAGCCUCCUCAGGGGGUCUCCGCGGGGCCCAGCAGGGCGUCAGCCGCCGCCGAGCCGGCCACUCAGCCCGAGUCGGCCGCCGCCCCCUCAGACCCCGCCGCCAAAGACUUCGGGAGGGUGUCCAACGGGCCCAGCAAGGGGGCCCCUUCCCAGAAAGGCGGCAGCCUGUACCGGGAGGUCAGCAGUACCGAUGAAGACUUUGCCAUGUCACCCAUGGCGUCCAGCCCCGGAGAAGCCGAGACCAAACUGUCCAACCACUCGGAGGAGGUGUCGGGGAGCCACGGCGGCCGGGCGGGGGCGCCCGUUGCUUUGAGCGCAGGGUACGAGAGCGUGGACUCUCCGACGGGCAGCGAGACCUCAUUGACUCAGCACUCGAAUGACACGGACUCCACCACUGACCCCCACGAGGACAAGGCUGCUGCCCAGGUCACCAAGGGCACCAGGACUUCACGGCAUGCUCAAAACGGCCUGGACUCCACCACAAGCGACGGCGCCGUUUUGUAAUGUACCCUUGGAGGGGGUCUCUUUUCUUUUUUCCUGUCCCCCCCACCCCUUCUUCUAUUUUUUUUUAAAAUACAGAACACGAUGACAAAUGCAUAGUGUGUAAUGCAGAAUUGCUGUCAGGCAUUUUGCUUUCCUAUCUUUCCCCUUUUGCUUCACAUUUGGGAACAUGGGAAAUGGUUAAUGUUAGACACAAUUGAGUGGAAUUUUCAUUUCAGACAAAAAAACCCUCAUCAACUUUAGUAUGUUCCAUUCUGCUGUUGAUUUGAGUUGGCCACUCACAUCCGCUGUUGUAAUUUGUCAAGUCCAAUAAUUAAGCGGCAUAAACAUCUCACUUAAGGUCUUGACCUGUGUUCAUAUUUUUUAUUUCAAUUUUAAACUUUCAUUUGAAAAAAAAGUUCAAAAGAUUCUGUGAGUAGUUUCUAAGAGAUGUUCAUAUUUGGACUCCAGUCCUUUUCAUGUACUGACCAAAUACCAAUAAAGAAUUUUAAUACAAAGUAAAA
Molecule: messenger RNA, 1892 nt
Organism: Hippocampus zosterae (dwarf seahorse)
Lineage: Eukaryota; Metazoa; Chordata; Actinopteri; Syngnathiformes; Syngnathidae
Gene: wtap
Product: WT1 associated protein
Exons: 8
Coding region: 187-1392 (401 amino acids)
Biological process (GO): regulation of alternative mRNA splicing, via spliceosome
Cellular component (GO): nucleus
Source: RefSeq, a predicted model, not a curated record